CAGGCUCUCACGGGGAGAGGGGAGCCCCUCUCUCGGUCCCUGCGGUCCCUCGGGGCGCACAUCGCAGGGGAGGGCGAAGCCAGUUAAAGGUGUGUUCGCCGCGGAGUUUCUUCUGUUUUGAUGAGUGAGUCAUAUGACCAAGCUGGAAAGCAUCUUGGGCUGCUCUUGUGAUCGUGUUUCUGGAAUUGGUUUUUGAAGAGGUUGCGUGCGACGUGCUGGGAUUCUCUCUCUGCAGCACAGACUGGUGCUGUGGAAGGAAAGCAAGCGUCCAGCGACCCUGCAGCGUGCCACCCCGGGCAUGGACACCUUCUCCCGUGUCUGGAGGAGCACGGCUGGUAGUGCCAUCGCCGGGUCCCGAAACUGCUAAGGCCAUCUCAGGGACGUGGGCGCCAGGAGAGGAGGGCGACACCCGAGGGCCAGAGCCAUGCCUUUCGGCCUGAAGCUCCGCCGGACACGGCGCUACAACGUCUUGAGCAAGAACUGCUUCGUCACCCGCAUCCGCCUGCUGGACAGCAAUGUCAUCGAGUGCACGCUGUCGGUGGAAAGCACCGGGCAGGAGUGCCUGGAGGCUGUGGCCCAGAGGCUGGAGCUGCGGGAGACGCACUACUUUGGCCUCUGGUUUCUCAGCAAGAGCCAGCAGGCACGAUGGGUGGAGCUGGAGAAACCGCUGAAGAAACAUCUGGACAAAUUCGCUAAUGAGCCUCUGCUUUUCUUCGGAGUCAUGUUCUACGUGCCAAAUGUGUCAUGGCUUCAGCAGGAGGCCACGAGGUAUCAGUAUUACCUGCAAGUCAAAAAAGACGUGCUCGAGGGGCGAUUGCGGUGCACGCUGGAACAGGUGAUUCGGCUGGCCGGCUUAGCUGUGCAAGCUGAUUUUGGAGACUAUAACCAGUUUGAUUCUCAAGAUUUCCUCAGAGAAUAUGUGCUAUUUCCUAUGGAUUUGCCCCUGGAAGAGGCUGUUCUGGAGAGCACAAAGCCACAGGUAAGGCAGGAGCACAAAAGCCACAGUGGAAUCCUGCCAGCCGAGGCUGAGCUUAUGUACAUCAACGAAGUGGAGCGCCUGGAUGGAUUCGGACAGGAAAUCUUCCCCGUGAAGGACAAUCAUGGAAACAGUGUGCACCUGGGCAUUUUCUUCAUGGGGAUUUUUGUGAGAAACAGAAUUGGAAGACAAGCAGUAAUACACAGGUGGAACGACAUGGGGAAUAUCACUCAUAACAAGUCGACCAUUCUGGUGGAGCUCAUCAACAAGGAAGAGACUGUGCUCUUCCACACGGAUGACAUUGAAAAUGCCAAGUAUAUCUCUCGGUUGUUUGCUACACGGCACAAGUUUUACAAACAAAACAAAAUCUGCACUGAACAAUCAAAUUCUCCACCCCCCAUCAGACGCCAGCCCACCUGGAGCCGAUCCUCUCUGCCCCGGCAGCAGCCGUACAUCUUGCCUCCCAUGCACGUCCAGUGUGGAGAACACUACUCGGAAACACACACUUCGCAAGACAGCAUUUUCCAUGGGAACGAAGAUGCCUUCUACUGCAACUCCCACAACAGCCUGGACUUAAAUUAUUUAAACGGCACCAUCACCAACGGCAGCGUGUGCAGCGUCCACAGCAUCAACUCCCUGAACUGCUCCCAGAGCUUCAUCCAGGCGUCGCCCGUCUCUUCCAACCUCAGCAUCCCCGGGAGUGACAUCAUGCGGGCUGACUACAUCCCUAGCCACCGGCACAGCGCCAUCAUCGUGCCGUCGUACCGGCCGACCCCCGAUUACGACACGGUCAUGCGCCAGAUGAAGAGGGGGGUCGUGCACACGGACAGCCAGAGCCAGUCCCUGCGGAACCUCAACAUCCUCAACACGCAUGCCUACAACCAGCCGGAGGACCUGGUGUACAGCCAGCCCGAGAUGCGGGAGAGGCACCCCUACACUGUCCCUUAUGGGCCCCAGGGGGGCUACGGCAGCAAACUUGUGGGUCCGUCCGACCAGAUAAACCCAAAGAAUAACUCGGUGCCCAGCAAGCCGGGGGCCAGCGCCAUCUCCCACACGGUGAGCACCCCGGAGCUGGCCAACAUGCAGCUGCAGGGCACGCACAGCUACAACACGGCCCACAUGCUCAAAAACCAUCUCUUCAGGCCGCCGCCCCCCUACCCGCGGCCCCGGCCCGCCACCAGCACCCCGGACCUGGCCAGCCACCGCCACAAGUACGUCAGCGGCAGCAGCCCCGACCUGGUGACCCGCAAAGUGCAGCUGUCGGUGAAGACCUUCCAGGAGGACAGCGCCCCGGUGGUGCACCAGUCCCUGCAGGAGGUGAGCGAGCCGCUCACGGCCACCAAGCACCACGGCACGGUGAACAAGCGCCACAGCCUGGAGGUGAUGAGCAGCAUGGUGCGGGGCAUGGAGGCCAUGACGCUCAAGUCCCUCAACAUCCCCAUGGCUCGCCGCAACACGCUCCGGGAGCAGGGGCCCCCCAAGGAGGUGCCCGGGGGCCACGAGGUCCCCCAGCUGCCCCAGUAUCACCACAAGAAGACCUUCUCGGACGCCACGAUGUUGAUCCACAGCAGUGAGAGCGAGGAGGAGGAGGAGCCCGCGGCACCGGCGCCCCGGAUCCCCGGGCUGCGCGAGAACAUGGAGUACAGCGCCCAGCUGCAGGCGGCCUUAGCGCGGAUCCCCAAGAAGCCCCCGCCUGAGUACCCCGGCCCCAGGAAGAGUGUCAGCAAUGGGGCGCUGAGGCAAGACCAGGUCAGCGUCCCCCCGGCCAUCGCCAGAGCCAGGGUGCUGAGGCACGGGCCGGCCAAGGCCGUCAGCGUCUCCCGAGCCGACCAGCUGGCCGUCAACGGGUCCUCCCUCGGGCCGUCCAUCUCGGAGCCCGACCUGACCAGCGUGAAGGAGCGGGUCAAGAAGGAGCCCGUGAAGGAGAGGCCGGUGUCGGAAAUGUUUUCCCUGGAGGACAGCAUUAUAGAAAGAGAGAUGAUGAUCCGGAAUCUAGAGAAGCAGAAGAUGGCAGGCCUGGAGGCGCAGAAGCGGCCUCUGAUGUUGGCAGCGUUGAAUGGCCUCUCGGUGGCGCGGGUCUCGGGGCGGGAAGACGGCCGAGUUGAUGGCACCCGGAUUCUCAUGGACGAGAGGUUCAGGACCCUGAAGAAGAAGCUGGAAGAGGGCAUGGUGUUCACAGAAUACGAGCAGAUCCCAAAGAAAAAGGCCAAUGGCAUUUUCAGCACAGCGGCUCUGCCAGAAAAUGCCGAGCGCAGCCGGAUCCGCGAGGUUGUCCCCUACGAGGAGAAUCGCGUGGAGCUGAUACCGACCAAAGAAAACAACACAGGUUACAUUAACGCCUCCCAUAUCAAGGUGGUGGUUGGCGGGGCCGAAUGGCACUACAUCGCCACGCAGGGGCCCCUGCCGCACACGUGCCAUGACUUCUGGCAGAUGGUGUGGGAGCAGGGAGCCAACGUGAUCGCCAUGGUCACCGCGGAGGAGGAGGGCGGACGCACCAAGAGCCACCGAUACUGGCCCAAGCUGGGUUCCAAGCACAGCUCAGCCACCUAUGGCAAGUUCAAGGUCACCACGAAGUUCCGAACAGAUUCUGGUUGCUAUGCAACCACAGGCUUGAAGGUCAAGCACCUUUUGUCCGGGCAGGAAAGGACGGUGUGGCAUUUGCAGUACACUGACUGGCCAGAUCACGGCUGCCCGGAGGAUGUCCAAGGAUUUCUGUCCUACUUGGAGGAGAUCCAGUCGGUGCGCCGGCACACCAACAGCAUGCUGGAGGGCACCCAGAGCCGGCACCCGCCCAUCGUGGUCCACUGCACCGCGGGCGUGGGCCGCACCGGCGUGGUCAUCCUCUCCGAGCUGAUGAUCUACUGCCUGGAGCACAAUGAGAAGGUGGAAGUGCCCAUGAUGCUGCGGCUCCUCCGGGAGCAGAGGAUGUUCAUGAUCCAGACCAUCGCUCAGUACAAGUUUGUCUACCAGGUCCUCAUUCAGUUCCUCCAAAACUCCAGACUCAUUUAACCCCCGGACCCAGCCCCUGGAAGAGGGACCCAGCUCCAUCUUGCAGAUGGGGAGGCACCUCCACACAAAGCCUGCUCCCCCAGCAGGGCACGGGUGGCUGGAGCCGGCAGGACACAGGCUCCCUCAUCACGGGAGCCAAGAUUCUUCAUAAACAUCAUGUAUUAUUUUAUAUGAGAUAAUUUAUUUUUUCCCCCUUUGGAAUAACUUGUGUGAAUCAUUGUAAUUGCAGUUUUCACAGUAAUGUAGUGCUUUUCAUUUGAACCACAUUUUGACCGAUCUGCAUUGUAACACGUUGGUAGGGAAAGGUCGCCUGGUGGACCAUUUGGGGGACAGAGGCAGAAGGGAACACAUCUCUGGUGAAGUUGCAGCCAGAUGGGUAACCAACCCUGAAAUUCAUCAGCUUAAUUGCUCAUGUCCAAAUCAAAGAUGGCAAGAAAAUGAGUUUAUCCUAAAAUGUAAAGAUGAGGGCCAAGACCUUUUUUUCUGAGGGAAAAAACGCUCUUCUCUUAUAUUUUGGGCUCGGGAGGCUUGAUGGACAGGAUGAUUCCUCCCUUCUUCCUUCUGUCCUCACCCUCAGUAGUCUUCCCCCAGUCCCUCCUCUAACCUUGAGUGACAGCCGGAGCAGCCAGAGGAAAGGCUGCAUUUACAGUGGAGUAAUCCUUGCCCAGGCUGAAUGGGGAGCUUUGUUUGCCUCUUUCUCGACCACCCGUUAAUCUGGGCUCUGGAGCUUGUGUUUCCUUGCCGGGGGCCGCACCCUCAGUAUUUGCAGCAGCUCCUCAUUUGCUCGGUGGGUGCCAGGCUGGUGGCCUUGGAGGCCCUGGGCCAGGCCAUCUGUGCAGCUCGGCUUCUUGCCUGAUUGAGAGAAGCUAAUGGACCAGAGUGAGAAGAGAAAGGAGACAGGAAGGCCCUUGAUCCUGUGUUUGUUUAGGAUGGGCGUGCUGGACGGGGGCCUGAAGGUCAAGGUGCUGGGGGGUAUUCUGUCCGUCCAUGAGCCACCAAGUCAUUGGAAAGGUUAUAAAGGAGACACUUGAGAAAGCUGAUGGGGGCUCUUUGACACUCAGCAGGGGCCCUGGCCAGGAGCCACACCAAGUGUGACCCCGCUGUGCUGGUGCCGUCUCUAGACUUUGGUCUGUGAGAGUAAAACUCAGCCCACUCGGUCCUGGCCCCCAUGAUGAACGUGGUGGAGUUCAUCUCGCACAGAGCCCCAUGGUGGUCCCUCCUUUCUCCAUACAACUCACUCUGGUCAUUUGCGGUGUCAACGCUGCCUUCAGUGAAGCUCGGUCCUCACUUUGUCUCUUCCUGGCCUUCACUGGUCCCUGUGCUUCGGAAUUUCUUAGGUUAGUACACUGAUAUUCCACGCACUUUCCAUCUUGCUGAAUUUGGGGGGGAUUUUCUUCUCUAGUUUUUCCUGAAUGUAACUUAAAUUGUUUUGUUCUCGGAAUUGAUCACUGUGGUGGUCUACCAGGCCUUCUUCCACUGCUGCUUUUAUUUUCUUUUUUAUCUGUUCUUGGGCUGAAAAUACAAGGAAAGAAGGCAUCAAAUCAACCAGAAAGAAGAGUGUGCCUCUGUAACUUCGGUCACCGCACACCAACGGAUGGGUGUGGACACAGGUCCCCAGGAACUGCUUUGGCUUAGGAAUCAACUCAGUUCCACAUCUGGCCAGAUGGUAUGAUUUUUCUCUUCGUUAGACUCAGAGUCUCUGGUGAUGGAGAGCCUUUUGUCUUCUACCCCAAGAUCUAAAGAAUCAGUCAAGAAUUAGAAUUCAGCCGAGCUCUGUAGGUUCCGGAAUUUGGGUCUAUAUUCUGAAAAAGAAAGCUAUUAGCACGCCACGUAUUUUCAGCGGAACAGAGCUCACAGCCCUCACUCGGGCGCUCAGGACUUGGAUCAUCCACAGGCAGAGAGGUAUUGGUUUCCUUUCCUUAGAUACAGUCCAUCCUUGGGAUAUUCUGCUGUGAGGGAUGUCAAACAAUUGCCUGCUUUAUUGUUUGAUGGACUGCCAGUAUGUCUCUUUCAUCUCGUGGGCCCCAGCGUGGGUGCCAUUGACAGGUCUCGUGUGGGCAGCCCGUAGAUCUGCUGUCUCUUUGCGCUCAUCACUCACGGUCCCCUCUUCAACCCGUCCGCUGUUGCCACCUUGUGCUCCAGGAGUAUUCGUGAAUGCAGGAAAUAAAUGGGUUUAAUAUCCAAUUUCCUAGCCAAAGUUUAUGUUGAAACCCAAAGGCAAACAUUGAAAGUUAUGCCCCAUCCUUCCUUUUGAAAAACAAGUGCUUUGGGUCCUUCAGCACAUUUUGCAUUCCUUUUCACAUCUCCAGCAAAUGCCAGCCCCUCUCCUGUUCAAUUAGCGGCCGCCACUUAAAGUUCUUCCAGUGGCAUCUGCAUAAUCAUUGCCCAGAGAUGCUUUGUAUCUGGGAAGCCUGCCAAGGAAUAAACCUUGAAGCAAAGUGUAUUAAAUUAGUUAUCUAGUUAGAGCUUUUGGAAUGAGUUCCUGAUGAUGUACCAAGUCUGAAGCUGGGGCUGUCGGAGUCUGCUGCUGUGGUUUGGGUUUGAAGAGAGAAAAUUAAAAAAUUUCUCAACAACAAAGCCCUCAAACACACCCAGGCCUCUGGUUUUGAAGUUCUCCAGGUGAAAUGUUUUGUUUCUCUAAUCCACACUCAUCUGGAUGCAUCGGCCCUGUGUUUGUCCUUGUUCAGUACGGUCGCUGGAUUGUGGGUGGAAUUUGAUGUCUUCAUCCUGGAGCUGAGCUGAGCCUGUGAGCUUAAUGGGUUUCUCCAAGGAGACACCACCUUUCAGUAGCAUUUCCAUUGAUAGACACCUCUUUCCCCAGACAGGAAGUAUCACACAUUGAUUUCUUCAUAGGACAAUAAAGAGGAAUGGGCUCCUCGCCUCCGUUGGAGGGGAGCAGUAAGAUCAGGAAGGGGAAAACUUCUCCACAUGGAAUACUCGGAGGGAUAGACUUCCGAGGAGCCCCAAUACAGGUAAUCUCACUUUUAUACUUUUUGUGGUCCUAGAUUGAGAAGAGGAACUACAUUUUUAACUGUAAUGCAUGCCAUUGUUUGCCUAGGGAGUCACUUGUCCAUCUCGGCUCCUUCCUUGUGGGCUGCUCUCUGAGAUUUGACCACGGGCUCGCCCAGUGCUCACCUCACCUUCAUCCUGUUUGCUCUCAGCUUCUGUGGUUCAGUUAUAAGCUCCAGUGGGUACUGCAGGUCAGCGUUUUUAUCCAGUUGCUUCCUUUUCUGAUCUUUCCCAGCUUACCAUAGGUUGACCCAGAUGAAAUUUCCAAUGGUUGGACCAUAUUUUACUUAUAAUAACAUGGAUCAACCUAGUCUGUAGAAUGUUUCUUCCCCCAACGUAGUAUAGAUCCCAACACACCAUAUGGCAUUUUUUUCAAACAAGUGCUGUAGCUCACGGAGGCCCGUGCAGUGGGCAGCGUGGCCCUGGGAGGACGUGCCGUCUUGCUCUGGUGAUUCUCACCUCACUUGGUGAGUGGGCCAUCUCGUGGGGCCUGGGAGUCACUGCAGAGAUGUUAGCACGUGUUGAUUCUGAUGGGCGGGCUUGGCCAUCAGGCGCAUCACCCUGGGGUUUUCCGAUGCUGUCUUUUCUGGAUGUGCAAUCAGUAUUAGCUGUCCUCAGCCCGGUGGUUAGGGAACGUGAUGUACGACCCCCGAAGGUGGCCUGUCAGAACACAGAAUGUUUUCUAAUCUCUCUCCGACUUCCAAUGCGUGUUUGGCGGAGGAAAUGGGUAUAGUUAUUGAUUCUUUUGGGCAGAUACGUCAACCACUUGGGGUGGGAGGCAGGUGCAGGGAGCUUAGACUCAAGGGUUGGGAUUGGAUCAGACCCAUGUUCAUCUACCCCUCAUUCCACCUUUGUGUCAGGGAUAGUGGGCUCCUGGUGUAGGACAUUUCCAGAGGCACCAAAUAGUCACUGUCGGGCUCUUAGGCUGGCCCUUUGUGGGAAUUCAGCUUUCUCUUGUUUUGCCAAAGAUUCUGCUGCUGCUGUUUUGUAUCGUUGCCUGUGGUUUUUAUCAGACACUUCUCAUGCUCCUAGGUAGUAAUUCCUUUUUGUGAGCAAAGCAACAACCCACCUAGCACCACCUCCAAGGGGAGAAGUUGGGGUUUUCCGUGGACACUGAACACGUGUCCCAGUGGCCCACAGCUCUGUGACUGACAAACGAGUUGGCCCUGUGGGGUGGAAAUCGCUAGGGCGCUCAGUUGUGUUUGACACUUCCCUUGAGCUCUGAGCGAGAAAGCAGAAUGGUUCUUGUCUUUGCCUGUUUCUAAGACUCUGGAGGGCAAAGGCCUUAGUGACCAUCGGUUGCAAAUAGCAGCAACGUGCCUGGGAGAAAUGUGAGGUGUACCCAUUCCAAUUCAGCCAACCCAUAAACUCCAGUGGGUGAGCAUUUUUAUCCAGAUAAGACCACCUUUCUUAUCUUUUCCAGCUUAAUGCAUCUGCAUGUUGCUCUCAAGGCCAAACUAAGAGGUUCUCUGUAAAAAUGCCCAUGAGCCUGGGAUUGUGCGGUUUGGUGCCAUAAAGGGGAGGGUGCACAUCAGUUCCUCCUGUUCACAGCUUCCGCCUGCCCUCCCGUUCUAACAGCAAAUUCAAGGGCAUUGCAUUGUAAGGCAGCAGGGCUGGAGUUGAAGUGCAGCCCGAAUUUGACAAGCAGCUGCGUAGAAGUCACUGCUCCUUCUGCCACACUUUGGGCCCUCAGGAUCAUUCUUUCCAGAAAGUGCCAUAAGCUUGCCCAGAGCGGAGCUAGGAAGGGGGAGAGAAAGGGGGGAGGCUUUUAGAUCAGCCCUGAAGUUGUUACCAAAACAUUCGCAAAUAAUUUUCUGGACUCCAGAAUGUCUGUCCUGCUCCCUACCUCCCUUUCUGUGCGGCCAGAAACCAUGCGGUGGCCUCCCUGGGAAAGACGGGCGGCCACGCUGGCGUCUGUGUCACCCUUGUGUGUGGUUUUAAACCGCGUCUUCACUGUUGGCGUAGAGCUUGGUGGUGUCAUGGGUUCUGGUGGUGCCUGCGUUUGCUGCUCAGGAAUCCCGCCUCCCCUCGCUUGCUGGUAGCUGAUGCCUUCCUGGUAGUCCUAUGAGCAGGGGGCUCUGCUCCUCCAUGUGGCUCCCGGUGUUGGCAGUCACAGCUCCCGGGCAUCUUCAUUCCUCUUUCCUGCCCUUUAUGCUAGUGUUUAUGAUCAGGGCCCCAGAACUGGGAGGUAUCAGGACAGUGACUGCAAUCGUUCCUUGUCUUGUUGGGGUGCUGGGUGGGACUAUCUUGUGACGUCACCCUCUUCAUUCCAAGAGCAACUCACUCACCCAGGGCUGUGCUGACCUCGCCUUGCUCUCCGGCAGCACACCAUUUCUUCCCCUUCCCUGUCAGGGUGACCCCUACCGAAUGGUUUCAUCUGUCAUAGAGAACCACUCUUAAACCUCUCCAAACGAUGUAAUUAGGAAAUCGGAUUUUAAUUUUUAAAAGUUAUGUAGUUUUAAGGAGUAUAAGAUCUGACAGAUGGAAAUAACCAGAAUGGAAACAGCUAGGAAGCUGUCAGCAGCCACUCCUUCCCCCUGGGCGAUGCCCCCACUCAGCACGAGAGAUGAAAGCCAGGAUGGAUUCGGUUGCCGGCCCUGUUUACAGUGAUGAUUGCAGCAGCGCCCGCUGUUCCUUUCAAGGUAACCUACAUGGAUUCCCAGCGGCUGCACUUGGCACAUGGUGUGUGUGGUCCGAUGAGUUUGUUUCUAGCUUCCUCCUGCACCCAUGCUCCCUCCAUCCUAGGCAGAAUCAGGGACGGCGCCGGGCUCCUCAGGCUUUUCCACAGAACGUACUUAUGAUCUGUCAUCCAGGGAGGGGCAGGGCACGCUGCUCAUCCACUCUCUAGCUUACCCCAUUCUUCUUCCCCAACCUCCAGGGCAAUGCACAGGCCUCCUCACCUGACACAGUUUCAAGGAGAAAGCUGCCAAGAUCGGAUUGGGGUCUGUGUGUGCGCUGGGGUGGUGCUGUUUUGCUGAAAUCUCAGGAAUCCUGCUUUGAGUUUAGGGAGGUGGCUCUCAGGGCCGGGGUGCCCGGCGUUCUGGGCACUUCUCAGGGGCCUCCCUCCUCCCUCAACUGCAGGGUAGCUAAUUAGUCACCUCCAGCCAAGAGCUGAAAGCUGUCACUCAGAGCCAUUUGUUUUUCCCAACUUGAACCUGGUAAAAUGUUACUGCCGUUCCCUUUCAGUGAACUUCCUUGCCACUGCUUGGAAUUUUCAAAAUCCAUUAACUCGAUCCUUUCAGGAGUGAGGUUCCUCUUCAGUAGAGAUGGUUCCCUGGGAUUUCCUUUGUUCCUCGAAUAGCUCACUCCUUCGAGGAGUCUUAAGUGGAAAAAGAAAGGGUUACAUAUGCAGAUGACUAUUGACUCUAUAACCUUAUGUAACUUGUGUUGCUUCAAAUAACAGGCUUACCUAGUUUGUUUCACUGGACUGUUUUUCUGCGACUUCAGUAUUUUGAUGCUUUCCUUGGUCUGUGUUUUAUAAAAUGUUGUGCAUUGUGUAUCAUUCAAACCACUUGACAGUGAAUAGGUUUCAAGUCCAAAGGAGGUAUAGACAGCUUAGAAACCAGUUGGUUCUGAAGGUUCGUGGGUCGGCCCACAGAAGCCUGGCUUGCAGCGCCGCUGAAAUCUCGGGUUGGGCCAGCCCGAGCUGGUUGGCUAUUAUUAUUUCCAGGGCUGACCUGGAAACUUAGCCGCCUGAUAGGUUGUUGCUGUGAGAAACGCAUUCCGGGUUGGGACUUGGGAUCCUGAGUUGCCACCUUACAAAUGGAAGUCCAGUCUAUCACCAACUUGUAAGGGGAGAGAGGGAGUGAGAAGUUCAUAGGACAUUCCCUAAGUGGGGAAGUGGUUUAUCAAUAUUCAUGUCAGCUCGACUUUGUUACAGACUCCCUCUCAAUUUAAUAAUAUUAAAAGCCUUAAAUAAAACUAUGCAUGCUAUCCUACGCUUUUUUAUAUCAGUAAAUAAGCUUAUGCUUGGCAGUUUUGUACACAGUCAUGCGGUGUAUAAAACUGACUUUUGACAGUAUUUUUUGCACUGUUUCCUAUCUGUUUUUAUAACGUCUUAUUUACAUUAUACUGGUCCUAGUUGCUAUUGUGUAUGUUCUCACUGCCUGUGUCAUGGCUGUGAAAUGUUUCAUAUGUGCCUUUACAAAUGUGAGAUCUUUAUUCUAACCUUUUUUUAUAAAAGAUAUCUAUUGAUUUACAUAUGCAAUAAACUUGUUUCUUUUUCCAGAGAAAAA
Myotis lucifugus (little brown bat) is the source of this 11229-nucleotide messenger RNA. It is a transcript of the gene PTPN14, whose product is annotated as protein tyrosine phosphatase, non-receptor type 14. NCBI's taxonomy places the organism in Eukaryota, Metazoa, Chordata, Mammalia, Chiroptera, Vespertilionidae. Gene Ontology annotation, molecular function: protein tyrosine phosphatase activity. Gene Ontology annotation, biological process: protein dephosphorylation; lymphangiogenesis. The record is from RefSeq and is a predicted model, not a curated record. Gene Ontology annotation, cellular component: cytoskeleton.